AUGCCAGUUCUACCCGGCAGGCGAGUACCUCAGGUUUGUCCGGGUCCGUGUAUUAUACAGUUUAUAUCUCCUUAUGUUUGUACCCUGGUUUGGUCAACCUCCAUGUUACCCUCGGUGUGUGGUGUUACAGGAUGCCAGUUCUACCCGGCGGGCGAGUACCUCAGGUUUGUCCGGGUCCGUGUAUUAUACAGUUUAUAUCUCUUGUUACCCUCGGUGUGUGGUGUUACAGGAUGCCAGUUCUACCCGGCGGGCGAGUACCUCAGGUUUGUCCGGGUCCGUGUAUUAUACAGUUUAUAUCUCUUGUUACCCUCGGUGUGUGGUGUUACAGGAUGCCAGUUCUACCCGGCGGGCGAGUACCUCAGGUUUGUCCGGGUCCGUGUAUUAUACAGUUUAUAUCUCUUGUUACCCUCGGUGUGUGGUGUUACAGGAUGCCAGUUCUACCCGGCGGGCGAGUACCUCAGGUUUGUCCGGGUCCGUGUAUUAUACAGUUUAUAUCUCUUGUUACCCUCGGUGUGUGGUGUUACAGGAUGCCAGUUCUACCCGGCGGGCGAGUACCUCAGGUUUGUCCGGGUCCGUGUAUUAUACAGUUUAUAUCUCUUGUUACCCUCGGUGUGUGGUGUUACAGGAUGCCAGUUCUACCCGGCGGGCGAGUACCUCAGGUUUGUCCGUGUCCCGGAGUCCCUCCCUGUUGGAGGGGAAGUGCUACAAGUAGAGGUGCAUCCUCGUCGCAACCUCACCAUACAACCAGUAGAUAAGGCGGAGGAUGUCGAGUUCUUCAGGUACAGGGCCAUCAACAAGACGACAGUGUCUGUACGGUUGGCUCAGUCACUGGAGGAUCUUGUAGACUCUCCCAACCCCAGAAAUGUGCUCAAGUUGCGACUGGUGUGUGACUAUGACGAUGGUGACGACACGAUAAUGUCGUAUCUAUCAGUGACUGUGUAUGUAGAGGACGUCAACGACCACGACCCAGAGUUUCUGAACACCCCGUACAAGGUCAGCGUGGACGAGCUCACCCCUACAGGUAUCACGAUAUUCCGAGGUAUUCACGCCGUGGACGGAGACAAGCCCAACACCCCCAACUCGGAGCUGCAGUACGCCAUCGUCGCCGGCAACGACAAGGGCAAGUUUACGCUGGAGAACUCUCCUCGGGCCGCGCUGGUGCUCAGGAAACCUCUGGACUUUGACACCGGAGACACUGCCUUCAACCUCACCAUCAUGGCGGCCGACCAAGGCAAGCCUCCUCGAGCAGCCACAGCCAACCUGCAGGUGCUGGUGACAGACAGUGAUGACCUCAGCCCCAAGUUUACCCGUGACAUUUAUCGCACUCAGAUCAUGGAGUUCUACCCUAUCACGGGUAAAAGAAUCCACCAAGCUCUCAGGUUCACUCCUCCGAUCCACGCAUAUGACCAGGAUCGGUCCCUCAAUGCUACCAUCAGGUAUGACAUCAUUGCUGGCAACGAGAGACAUCUGUUCUCCCUGGACCCUCACAAUGGGACGCUGUUCUUGGAGCGAGAAUUGGACUUGGACACUCUUCCUGGGAACACUUUCACGCUUCAGAUCCAAGCGUCACAGGACAACAACCCUCUGAAGACCUCGGUUGCCCGUGUUGAGGUUGAACUGCAAGACAUCAACGACAACAAGCCUCAAUUUGAGGUUGACCUCUACAACAUCAGCAUUGUUGAGAACCUUCCUAAUGGCUUCAGCGUACUGCAGGUCCUAGCCACAGACCAAGACCAGGGGGACAACGGGGAGUUUGUAUACCACCUGGUGGACCCUUCGCAAGCUUUCAGUAUUGAUGGCCGCAGUGGUUGGCUGACUGUCCGCAACCAGGCUAAGCUGGACAGAGAACAGAGGCCUUCACUGUCCAUGAGGGUGUUGGCUAGGGAGAAACUGCCCAGUGUGGUCACACCAGCUAGUGAUUCCUUUGUGUCGGUGGAAGUCACUCUGCUUGAUGCCAACGACAACAACCCGGUGUUUGUGCCGAGUAAUCUGUACGAAUUCUCUACAACCCCGAACAUACCUGUUGGGCAUGUUGUUGGCAAAGUACAAGCCAAGGACCCUGACCUGGGUCGCAAUGGGAUGGUACUGUUCCAGCUUCAGCGUAGCAACACGUCCGCUCACACCAGUCAGCUAACAGUGGACCCUCAGUCUGGCAAUGUAGUGGUCAGUGACGUUCCGCUCGUACUGGGCAAACACACGCUCUUUGUGGAGGCGAGUGACCAGCCGGCCAACCCCAGCGAGCGGAGGUUCUCACUAGCAGUCGUCACUGUACUGGUGGAGCCUGCCAAGAAGGACUUGCUGCCAGACUUCGUAGGGGCCCCGUAUGAGUUCUGGGUUGGUAGCGACGUCCCUGUAGGAACUUCCGUGGGUCAGAUACGAGUUACAGACGCAGUCAACAAACGUAGAGUCCUCUAUGAUCUACUCCACAGCUACCAUGAAGGAGUUCCCUUUGCUGUAGAGGAGAGAUCUGGCACUAUUACAGUGGUUGACAACAUGGAUAACUACGACAGGCUUUUGUACGAUUUUGAAGCCGUCGUCACAGAUGAAAAAGAGAUCACGCUGAUCACAAAUGUCACAAUACACGUCGUCCAUUCCGACUCUGCCUUCUCCGCUGAUAGCACCAAUGAACCGAUUGUGAUGAAGUUCAAAGUCCGAGAGAACUUGUCCGGAGCUUUGGUAGGUCAGCUGCUUCCUGUCCGGAACACCACAGACCCGAGUCCCUGGAAGGGAGUGAAGUUUAUGAUCGUGAGUGAGCCGGAGGUGACAGAGCAGUUCGCCAUCUCUCAGGACGGAACGGUUUACACCCAAAAGAGUCUGGAUCGAGAGCACAAGGACUCUUAUCAGCUGAGUGUGAUAGCAGAGAGCGGUAGAGGGGUCAUUGCUCACAGAGGAUUCUAUCAGAUCCAUGUAACUGUGGAGGAUGAGAAUGACAAUGCACCAAAGUUUGCCAAACAGUUCUACUCGGGUCACAUAAGAGAGGACUGUUUGCCCGGGUGUCGAGUAGCUAUGGAUGGACCAAUCAUGGCAGUCGACAGUGACAUUGGCGGUAACGCUAAGUUCCACCUAUCUCUCCAUGGAGAGGACAGCCGAUUGUUCUUCCUGGAAUCUUCCGGUUAUGUGAAACUUGUGGGGAAAUUGGAUAGAGAAAUCAAGGAAAAAUAUGUUCUCAGAGUUGUGGCAACUGACAAAGGAAACCUAACAUCAGAAGUGGUGCUGACAAUCCAAGUAGACGACGUGAACGACAACCCACCCCAGUUUGUCCAAAUGUGGGUUCAUCCUAGCGAAAACGUAGAAAUCCCAGAACCAGUGACCAGUGCCGUCCUGGUGGUUGUGGGGAACAAAACAGUCGUGGAAGGCAGCAGGAGUCUCAAGGAGAAGGAAAUACUUCCAGUAGUCUCUAUCCCCGAGACAUUAACUGUGGGAUUCCCUGUCCUUCGGCUCCUAGCUAUAGACAAAGACAGCGGUGAGAACAGUACGGUAGUUUAUAAGCUGGUGAGCGAGACGUAUAUACCUGAGAUAUCUGUAGUGGCUCCCUACACGACCCAUCACUUCACCGUACACCCUACAACAUGCGAGGUUACAGUAUCAGGUAUACUCCCACCACAAACAGAGUUCCGACUGAACAUAACGGCCACCGACGCUGGUGGUCUGGAAGCUUAUGUUAUUGCAAGAGUGUUUAUCAAAGAUGUGAACAACAACCCACCGGUUUUUGAAAAAUCUAGAUACUAUUUUGAAAUUGUCGAGGGAGAAUACACAAGAAAACUUUUAGGACACGUGAUGGCGUCGGAUCCAGAUUUUGGGGAAAAUGCUAAUGUCACUUAUACCCUUCUGAAAAAGAGAGAUAGCACUGCAAACUUACCUUUUAUGAUGUCGUUCGAUGGAAUUAUUUCAGUAGUGGGAAAAUUAGACCAUGAAACCCAGACUAGUUAUAAUUUCCGAAUAAUGGCUCAAGACAAUGGUCCAGUUAAUAGAAGACUUCGCAGCACUGUUGAUGUGGAAGUGAAAGUUUUAGACGUAAACGAUAACCCUCCAGUUUUUCAUAAUUAUAAUAAACUCGUAAAAGCAAGACCAGUAGACUUAUCAGGCUCAUCAUCAGUCUUGGUGAAAUCGUCAGAUAUAAUUUUGUUACCGUUAUACACAGCUUCUGUCCCGGAAAACAGCCCACCGGGAACCAGAGUUGCUAGAGUUUCUGCUAAUGAUUCUGAUUCACCAGUUAAUGGCAACGGAAUGUUUCUCUACCACAUUCAACAUGUCAGCAACAGGCAACAUCUAUUUGCUGUUGACUCUAAAGACGGAGUUGUCACAACUACAACAGCGCUAGACUUUGAGAGACAAAGUGUACACAAUGUGACAAUUGUAGCGUCAGAUUUGGGUCAUCCUUCUCUCAGCUCUACGGCUCUGCUCAUGGUGACUGUGCUUGACGUCCCAGAAGAAGUGGAUGAAGAUAUUCCUGGGCCGAUAUUCACUCAUAGAUACUAUGAGCUUGAGGUUGAAGAGAACACCCCUGUACCUCUGAAGCUGCUCACACUCAAUGUUAGCCAAGACUUCCGUACAAGAUCUGCCGCUGGUUUCACCUUCAGUGUCGUCCCUGGGACGGACAGCGAGUGGUUCCAUGUGGAAAGGUUCAAUGGAUCGUUGUAUCUGAUGAUCAACGCAGACAGAGAGAAAGUCACUCGUCUGGAGGUGACAGUUCAAGUCAACCCAGUCAAGAAGUCCAGAGGCUUUCCCCACAUGAUCUUCCCUGCCUCAUCCACCGACUUGGCUCCGAACGAGGUGAAGGUGGUAUUGAGGAUCAAGGACGCCAAUGACAACUCUCCCCAGUUUCCCCUGAACGGACGACCUCUUGUGGCAGCCAUUCCCACCUCGGCCACCUACGGCUUCCCCAUCGCAAGGCUUCAGGCAACAGACGCAGACGAAGGGCUGAACGCAGAGGUUCGCUACCAGAUCCUUGGAGGAGAGGCAGACUACUUCACCAUAGAUGCUGUGUCUGGUCAUGUAAGAGCUGUAGCUAGCUUCGCACACCAGGCUGGACAUGUUUUCGGGUUUGACGUCAAGGCUACCGAUCGGGCAGGAGCACACGAUGGACGAUCAGCCAUUGCUAACGUCUUUGUUUAUGUAUUGAAUGAACAGAAGAAACUUGCAUUGAUUAUGAACGCUAAGCCAAUUGAUGUAGAGGAUCAUGUGGAUAACAUAACAAAAGUCCUAUCUAACAUCACUGGACUGGACGUAAGAUUGAGAAUGCUAGAACCGCACAAAGAGGACACAGGGGAAUAUACGGAUGCAACGGACAUGUACCUGUAUGCUGUGGACCCUAUCAUGAAUGUUAUUGUAGACAUGGAGACAUUGAAUGAAGUCCUAAGCUCAAGACAGGAUGAGGUGAAGCGUAGUCUGGAGCCGCUGCAUGUGCUGGAGGUUGCAGGAACUGGGGCAGUCUACCACUCUCCGCCCCGGGCCAUCCCCCAUCCCCCACGGGCCCCUCUGCUCACAGGGCUGGAGGUGGUGACUAUAGUUCUCGGAUGUGUCGUCUUCUUAGGAGCCCUCACUGCGGCGUUCUGUGUCGUGUGUCUCAGCAAGAAGAGAAGUAAAAAGAUGGGAGGCGGCUACCCCAUAAACAGCAUCGACCUCUCUAUGUCAAAGCAACGUCUGGACUGUAAGCCUCGCUCCCUCUUCUACUCUGGGGCCUUUGUCGAGGAUACAUCAGACAGUUAUAUCUCCCAGAGAUCAGACUGUGCGCGCCACAUGCGCCACGGGAGACACCGUCAUGCGCCGUCUUGUGUGCGCCAUCACUCUCGCCGGCGCGCACCUGCACGUUCACCUUCCACUAAGAUGCUGGAGCUGUCACUGGCGUCGCUACAUUCGAGUGCACGUGACUCAGGCAUAGGAGACCCUGGCAGACGCGGACGUUGCGCCUGCGGACACUCAACCUCGCACUCAUCUGCCAACAGUAGCAAUGGCAGCUAUGAAGAUUCACUAAAGUCUCUCCACAGGCAUCAAAGCCACAGCAGUGGGGGCAGUGCAGGAGGGGUGGGAGGAGGGGGGUGUACUGGACAUGGCGGGGAAUUCACCCUCCAACGUCACCAGCGGAAAGACUCCAUCUCCAUGAUGCAGCCUCCGCCACCGCCAUUCCCAGGCUCCGCCCUAGUACGGAGGCCUAGCGAACGGAUGGUCAUCGCACGAUGA
Messenger RNA from Macrosteles quadrilineatus (aster leafhopper), 6180 nucleotides. RefSeq names its product cadherin-89D-like. The coding region runs from base 1 to 6180 and encodes 2059 amino acids. Gene Ontology annotation, molecular function: calcium ion binding. The transcript is spliced from 26 exons. The record is from RefSeq and is a predicted model, not a curated record. Gene Ontology annotation, biological process: homophilic cell-cell adhesion. Gene Ontology annotation, cellular component: plasma membrane. Lineage: Eukaryota; Metazoa; Arthropoda; Insecta; Hemiptera; Cicadellidae.